Anneissia japonica is the source of this 1015-nucleotide messenger RNA. Its product is annotated as cilia- and flagella-associated protein 299-like. The transcript is spliced from 5 exons. NCBI's taxonomy places the organism in Eukaryota, Metazoa, Echinodermata, Crinoidea, Comatulida, Comatulidae. The record is from RefSeq and is a predicted model, not a curated record. The coding region runs from base 97 to 798 and encodes 233 amino acids.
UAUGUUUCGGCUUUGUUUUGAUCGUCGGUUUUUGAUCGACGAAAGAAGGGGACGUGAGUUCUAGGUUUUAAUAAUUCUUAAUUCACUUGGUUGGAAAUGGAGGAAGAGGUGGCAUCGGGAAGUGAUAAUAUUGUAACAGAAUUUAGCACAUAUGAAGACUUUCUUGAUUCUCAAAUAACGUCACUGGACCUUUAUUACCUUGAGGAUGAGGAGUUAGCAAGACAGCUGGUUGAGCUUGGUUACAGAGGAAGUGGUGAAGUUUUGAAAAGAGAAGAAUUUGAAGCUAGAAAACAGGCAGCAGAAGCAAGUAGACUUUCAAAAAGAAGUCAGCAAAAGACUCUAGCUAGCUCAGGAAAGGAGCUAAAGAAUCCAUUUUUGAAAGCAUUGGCUCAGAGGGAAGAAGCAAACAGGAGCGGCAAGAUGACAUCAAUUAUAUUCAUACGAGACAAAAAUGCCAAAGGGCAGGAGAUUUCGGGCUACAUUGACUUUGCACACAGAUUGAAAACAGAGGAUUUUGAACCUUACUUUUCUGGAAAGAAACGGUUAUUACCCAGACCAUCAGAUCUAAGUUUUUACAAUUGGGAAACACAAACAUCAACAUCAAAUCCAACCCCCAACUAUCAAGUAAUUGCCGAGAAUGCAACAGGGCUGCUAUUCAAGAACAAACGAGACAGAAAAAUAUUAAAUGUGGAUCCGAAGGCUCCUACACCAGGAGACAACUCAACCAGAACACCAAUAGACUGCCCUCAGUAUAUCCAAGUUGUCAUUUAUGACCACAUUACCCGACGGAAAACAUAGUCUUGGAAAUGGUUAGACAUUAUAAGAUAUUUAAAACAAAUUCUGAUGCUUUCUGUAAAAGUUAAAAUAAUUACAAAUUUUAAUGCUUUUGUAAAAAUUGAAAAUUAAUGUAUAUUAUUAUGUAAGGAUGUUCUUAGUACAACAUAUUAAAGUUGGUAUAAUUCAGUUUUAAAUACAUAUAUGUUCUUUGUAUUGUAUGUCUUUUCAAAAAUAAAUG